UGUCAGGCAAGAUGCCGACGAAUCAGAAGAAGAAACCGACUGCCAACAUUUCUCCAAAGUAGUUUCCCGAGUCGGAUCAGUUAGAUAAUAUUAAAUUACGUCGUGUGCACACGAUUUUUUAUAUUUGUCCGUCAUUUAAAAAUUAAUUAUUCAGAGUCAUGAAUUUUGAACAACAAGUGGUUUUGAUUACUGGAGCAUCUUCUGGAAUUGGAGAAGCAACAGCAAAGUAUCUAUCCAAUUUGGGAGCAUCAUUAGUUCUUACUGGGCGUAAUUCAGAGCAUCUCACAAGAGUCGGAGAAGCAUGCAAAGCGAUUUCAAAAACCACUCCAUUGUUACUGAUUGCUGACGUCACUAAUAUAGAAGAUAACAAGAGAGUUAUCGAUGAAACUAUCGCUAAAUAUGGAAAACUGGAUGUACUUAUCAAUAAUGCUGGCAUACUGUCAAACGGAUCAAUUGAAAACACCAGUCUCCAACAAUAUGAUGAAAUAAUGAAUACAAACGUUAGAGCUGUUUAUCAUUUGACAAUGCUGGCAGUACCCCAUUUAAUAAAAAGCAAAGGCAACAUCGUAAAUGUAAGCAGUGUAGCUGGAAACAGGUCCUUUCCCGGAAUAUUAGCUUACGGAAUGUCUAAGGCAGCAAUCGAUCAAUUCACUCGCUGUACGGCCUUAGAACUAGCCCCCAAGCAGGUUCGCGUGAAUGCUGUAAAUCCGGGUGUCAUAGUAACUGAUAUUCACAAGCGAGGAGGAAUGGAUGAAAAAACGUAUGCAGAGUUUUUGGAAAAAUGCAAACAGACUCAUGCGUUAGGUCGUCCAGGCGAAUCAAUGGAAGUUGCUUCAGUAAUAGCAUUUCUCGCAUCUGAUGCUGCUAGUUUUAUAACAGGAGUGAAUUUAAAUGUGGAUGGUGGACGUCACGCUAUGUGCCCACGGUGAACGUUUUUGAAGAAAAACACAAAUCUCAAGAAUUUGUUGUUUUAUAUUUGUUUACUUUGAUAAUUAAAGUAAUGUUCUUGGACAGGAUCUUGAGAUGUUAAUGGAUAAAAUAUAUGUAUAAUUAUCGAUCUUA
Aedes aegypti (yellow fever mosquito) is the source of this 1062-nucleotide messenger RNA. RefSeq names its product 3-oxoacyl-[acyl-carrier-protein] reductase FabG. The transcript has 2 exons. Gene Ontology annotation, molecular function: oxidoreductase activity. Bases 159 to 929 code for a protein of 256 amino acids. The record is from RefSeq and is a predicted model, not a curated record. Lineage: Eukaryota; Metazoa; Arthropoda; Insecta; Diptera; Culicidae.